This is a messenger RNA of Linum tenue, 551 nucleotides long. The record is from the annotation of a GenBank genome assembly. Lineage: Eukaryota; Viridiplantae; Streptophyta; Magnoliopsida; Malpighiales; Linaceae.
UGGGUUCAAAAAUGUAAUCAUGAUAUUCGAUCAACUUAUCAAACUAUAGACGAUUUGCAGAGCCCUGAUAAUAAGCAAUGGAUCAAGAGCCGACGCACAAGUUCAUACACGUCAAAGUGGUGGGGCAGGUUUCGAGUUUAGGAGGGGAGCUAGAGGUGUUCUUUAGAAUCAAGGAGAGCACCCCGUUGUGGAAGCUGAUGGCAGCAUACUGUCGUCGGAUUGGCAUGUACGAGGUCCAGGAUUUUGCAUUCAUUUUCGAUCAGCGCUUGUUGCGUCCCCAUCAGACACCUAAACAGGUGCACAUGGAGGACGGAGAUGUGAUAGAUGCAUUGCUGAACCAGACAGGAUCUUAAAUAGCUAUUGACGUACUAUCAGCUCUGGAUGAAACUAUGAACUGUAUUAUGAUUUCGAUCGUUCUGUAACGAGCUGGCGUUGCCUGAUGAGACACCUCGAUUACCAUGUGUUUCUAUUUUGGUUGUUUCGCUUGUAGUUUGUUUUGAGUGAUCAGUGUGACUAGCUAGCUAGUUGCAGUGUGGUUUUUUGUUGUUGUU